This is a messenger RNA of Colius striatus (speckled mousebird), 4075 nucleotides long. RefSeq names its product solute carrier family 19 member 2 (gene SLC19A2). Gene Ontology annotation, cellular component: plasma membrane. Gene Ontology annotation, biological process: transmembrane transport; vitamin transport. The coding region runs from base 208 to 1680 and encodes 490 amino acids. The record is from RefSeq and is a predicted model, not a curated record. The transcript has 6 exons. NCBI's taxonomy places the organism in Eukaryota, Metazoa, Chordata, Aves, Coliiformes, Coliidae. Gene Ontology annotation, molecular function: vitamin transmembrane transporter activity.
GCGAGGAGGUUCCGCUUAAUCAGAGGGCAGAGAGCGGCCCCGCCUCCCGCGCACCGGCGAAUGGCGUUGAAGAUCAGGGCGGCGGGUGGCCGGCCAGAGGUGCCUUUGGGGAGGUGGCGGCGGCGGGAGGUGAGUUGAGAGCGGCUCGCGGCCGUCCCCAGCCGCUCCAGUGGCCCGGCCUGGCGCCGGCCUGUGCCCCUGCCUGGUAUGGCGGGGCCACGGGGGGACCGGCCGGCGCGGCGCUCCGCACGGGCUGGCGGCGGCGGCUGCUGCUGGGCGCUGCCCACGGCGCUGUUGUGCGCCUACGGCUUCUUCUGCAGCGUGCGGCCGUCGGAGCCGUUCCUCACCCGCUACCUGCUGGACCCGCACAAGAGUCUCUCCGAGAGCCAGGUAUUCAACGAGAUUUACCCGGUAUGGACUUACUCCUACCUGGCACUGCUGUUCCCGGUGUUCCUGGCCACGGACUACCUGCGAUACAAGCCCGUGGUGCUGUUGCAGGGCCUGAGCCUCAUCGUCACCUGGUUCAUGCUGCUGUACGCCCAGGGACUGCGGGCUGUCCAGUUACUGGAGUUCUUCUACGGGAUGGGCACGGCCACCGACAUUGCCUAUUACUCCUACAUCUACAGUGUCGUCGAUAUCAACCUAUACCAGAAGGUCACCAGCUACUGCCGAAGUGCCACCUUGGUGGGCUACACAGUGGGUUCGGUCUCUGGACAGGUCCUUGUGUCUGUGGCAGGAUGGUCCCUCUUCAGCUUGAAUGUUAUCUCCUUAACCAGCAUAUCCAUUGCCUUUGGCACGGCGUGGUUCCUGCCGAUGCCACAAAAAAGCCUUUUCUUUCACCACGCCUCGAGUCAGCAGCUGAGUUGGGAAAUGAAGGUCAUGGACUGCAAAAAUGGAUCGGCUGUCCAAGAUCAUCCCAGCGUGCAGAGGGCAGCUGGCUGGGAGGAUGAGACGAAAGUUCCCUUAAACGGGCAGAGUCCUUCAGUGGAGAAACCGGAGCAGAAAGUAGACAUCGUAAAGGUGCUCAAAGAUCUCUGGCAGGACUUCCUGCAGUGCUACUCCUCCCGAACCAUGCUCUGCUGGUCCGUGUGGUGGGCACUGUCCACCUGCGGCUACUUCCAGGUCAUCAACUACGCUCAGGGCCUGUGGGAGAUGGUGCUGCCUUCUCAUAGCACAGAGAUCUACAAUGGUGCUGUGGAGGCAGCCUCAACGCUGCUAGGAGCUGUUGCAGUGUUUGUUGUGGGUCACAUAAAAACGUCUUGGGCCAUGUGGGGUGAAGUAGCACUUGCCCUGUUCUCCUUUCUUAUUGCUGCUGCUGUAUAUAUCAUGGACACUGUUCGUAACAUCUGGGUGUGCUAUGCAUCCUACGUUGUCUUCAGAAUUAUCUACAUGCUGCUCAUCACGAUAGCAACGUUUCAGAUAGCUACAAAUCUCAGUGUGGAACGGUACGCCCUGGUGUUUGGGGUCAAUACUUUCAUUGCCUUAGCACUUCAAACUCUGCUCACUGUGAUUGUUGUGGAUGCCAGUGGUCUUGGGUUAGACAUCUUCACCCAGUUCAUGAUUUAUGCCUCUUAUUUUGCGGCCAUCUCGCUGGUGUUCUUGGGAAGUGGCAUAUACAGUAUUGUGAGAGCUUACAGAAGACAAGAGCAGACGCAAAGCAGAUCUCCUGAAAGCCAAUAGUGCACCAAGCAAAGACUCUUGGUGGCUACAUCUGAAGAUAUAGGUCUGUGGUUUUUUUUUUCUUCUCUCUGCCUUUUCUUCCCAAGGCAGUCACCUUAAUAGUAUUUGAUCCAUAUUUAUACUAUAUUAGUAGCACAUUUUAGAAGGUAAAUGUAUGAGCUCUUACAUAAGUAAGAACAAAUAGCUUCUUUCUAAAAUGCCUUUUGUUCUUCUGUUGCAUAUAUGUGAUGUGCAGCAGAGAACAGUAAGAUUUCUCAAAGAAUUACAGCCUUGGGAGGUUUUAGUCCAAGGCUGUGCGUCUGGAGGCUGCUAUUGAAAAGGCAGCUUCAUGACUGUCCAGUCAACUGUUACUGUCUCUGUCACUGAGGUACUGCUGCAAGGCACAAGUGAGAGCACACGAACAGACCUCUGUCUCUGUGGAGAGCCCCAGGCCUGGGGCAGGAGGUGGCCUUAGGCCUGUGCUCUGCAGUGUGGCUCUCACUGUGGCUUCCUUGUAAUGCUGGAUGCUCUGUUUUCAGGACUAAUACACUCACGUUUCUGCAUAUGCACGUGCUGCCUUGAGUUGCGUGUACUCUUUCUGCUGUUCCUGUCUGUCACUCCUGCUGCCAGACUUUUACCACAGCUGAUCAUGGUGCUUCCCCAAAAACUUGACUGUGUCCUGGGGCAACUUGUGACACUGGUGAAUUGGCUAUGAGCAGUACUACUUCUGCUGGGAAGGCCUGUGCCCAAGGGACAGUAAAGCUGGAGGGGAACUUUAAAAGGAAUUUAAGUUGACAAAAUGCUAAUUCCAAGGACCCUUGGACAUCUUUACCGUUAUUCUUUAUGGCUAACAAUUGCUGCGAUUACAGGAGUCAACCCUGAGGGCUCUCCUAUUUCAGUGGGGUGUUGGAUGGUAGUAUAGCACUGGAGAAGAAAGAUUUUUUAAGCUGCUCUUUGUGACGUUGAAGAAUUGUGACUCUGGUAACUAAAUAAACACCUUCAGUUAUGGUAGUUGGUAGCAUGACUGCCUGAGGCUUUCAAAAAUGCCAACAGUUUUUCCCCUUAUUUUAAAAUGCUUGUAGUCUUCUAAUGGGUCUCUGUCCACUAGUUCUACCUCUUCUUUGCACCUAAGCAGGACAGUGAAUGUUUGUGGUGGGCAGAUGUUUUAUUUUGUCCAGUCUAAGCAAUUUGGGAUGUGCCUCAAACCUGGUUUUUUAAAAGUAAUUUAUUCUUUCCAAAUUGCUUCAAGCACUGGGAACGAGUUGCACAAAGUUGUCUUGGGCUUAGGCACCUCGGUACUUGGGCACCAUGACCAGCACAGCAACAGGUAUCUGUAGUAUCUUGUGGAAAUAGCCAACAGACUGUCCCUGUUGAUGUGCAGGUUGUGAUGAGUUUAAGCGUACAGGAGAACUGGCAAGGGAGAAGAUGCAACUUGGUGUGCUUCCCUCCAUACCUUCUCUGUGUGCUGGUUAGACCUUUUUCCAGUCAGAGCCUGAAAAAGUAGCUUUAGUUUAUUGCUUCCUUUUAGUGCCAUGGAGACUUUACAAUGUUGGGGCUGGGGAGAUGUUUCUCCCCCACCUGGGCUGGGUACAGCCUCUCUCAUCACUUCUGUGAGCCUCAGCCUUUACUGCACAAGGUGAAUGACAGAAUGUAUGAGUGAUACAUGUUUGGGAUGUGCUGCCUGGGGUCUGGGGAGCCCUUCCAUGCCAGCUGCUCAGGGGAACCCACUCCCCAAAGCUUCUCUGUGUUUGCAGCCUGCCUCCUAAAACAACCCCCUCAAGAAGGGCUCAACUGUACUGGCCUUUAGACAUGUAAACUCAACUGCCUGAUCCUGAAAUGGAAACUUGAAGCCACCAAUGUAUAUAAUCCUUUCUUUACUCUCUUUUUUUGUGGUUUUCUUAAAUAUAAAUCUGAAGCCAUGAAAUGCUACCUGAUGAGCUGUCCUGGGAAAGGGAGUAGGUGCAUAUCCAUAGUAAGUGCGUAUCCAUCUACCAAUUCCUUGGUCUGAUGGCAGUUGCAGCAGGGCACGAGGAGUGGGUAUACGGCACUCGUGUCAAGUUGGCCGAAAGAAGCAACUCAGCUUUAAUAACGGUUUUCCUACAGAGGACAGAUCAUUGAUGGGGAACAACCCCAUUAUUGAAAAGCAAGUAAAAUAAACCAAAACACUAAUGAAUUACAGCUAUAAUGAUGAUCCUUCUGCCAAAGUAAUGACACUGUGGCAACUGCAAUAGAGAGGCAUGCUACACUGCAUAUGUCUUCAGACCUAAUGAUGUAUGAAGCCACACCUGGAUGUUCUGGAUCUUUGUGCUGUUGCUGAGGUGAUGAGGAGGUACUACAGAGCCUGGCUGGAGCUGUAUGCAGAGUUACUGUUGCCUGUGAAAUUCUGUGAACACGUUGACAUUGUUGGUGUCUAAUU